GAAAUGUUCAGUUGGGCUAUUCGACGCACUGGCUUACAAUCGAGUUCGACUAACAAUAACGUUCACUACUUGGCAAACUUAGCCACGAUAUGCUUCGUAACAACAUUUAUCUUACAACUUAUAGAACUUUACUUUGCAAAAGAAAAUAUCAAAAGACUCUUCGAAUGCUUCAGUGUUUUAUCUUUCUGUGGGAUGGGACUUCUUAAAUUAAUGUCUCUCCGAUGCAAAUACCGCCAUUGGCAAUAUAUUUUUAAUCAAGUUCAAAUGUUAGAGAAUAAGCAAAUAUCAAGAAAUAUAAUCGGAGAUAAUGAAUUUGAUUUAAUUUAUUAUAUACGCAGUUACACCACUAAAUAUAGUACCAUGUCCACAAUAUUGAUCAGACUAUACGGAUCUACACUUAUCAUACAUAUUUUAUCGCCGAUCGUUGAGUAUAUAUACAUAAAAGUUAAAGGUUGUGAGUCUGUGUAUCCGCAUAUCCUACCCGGAUGGGCACCAUUUGAUGGUAAUAUAUUUGGUUACAUAGCAACAGUUGCUAUUGAAAUAGCAUCAUCUAUCUACUGUGUCUGCGUACACGUUGCUUUUGAUUUAUCCUCUGUUGGUUUAAUGAUAUUUCUUUGUGGUCAGUAUAGAUUGAUACGUGAUUAUAGUGAAAACAUUGGAAAAAAUGGUAAUGAUUGUUGUAUUACGAAAGAAAAUGAUGAAAAUGCUCUAUUAUCUAUCAGAUAUUGUCAUCAAACGCAUAACAUACUUAUCAAUAUAAUCGGUGAUUUGAGUAAGUUGCUGAAGGAUAUAUUGGGAAUAUAUUUCUUCGUGGCAACUCUCACGCUAUGUUCCGUGGCAGUAAGACUCAACAUGGAAACACUGAGCUUAACUCAACUGAUAUCAUUGCUUCAGUAUCUGUCCGCAACAGUUACACAGUUGUUCCUCUUCUGCCUAUAUGGGAAUGCUGUACUAAAUGAGAGUUCUGUUGGUAUGGGCGAGGGACCGAAUGGAGCUGCGUACUGGUGCCUGAGUCCAAGAGUUCGCCGUGAGCUAACAACGCUGGCAGUCGGCAUGUCUCGUCCACACCACCUAAGCGCAGGGCCUUUCCAUGCACUUAACUUACCAUCUUUCAUUCAGAUCGUCCGAACAGCAUACUCUUAUUAUGCUGUUAUACGAAAAUGA
Achroia grisella is the source of this 1164-nucleotide messenger RNA. RefSeq names its product odorant receptor 22c-like. Gene Ontology annotation, molecular function: olfactory receptor activity; odorant binding. Gene Ontology annotation, cellular component: plasma membrane. Lineage: Eukaryota; Metazoa; Arthropoda; Insecta; Lepidoptera; Pyralidae. The record is from RefSeq and is a predicted model, not a curated record. Gene Ontology annotation, biological process: detection of chemical stimulus involved in sensory perception of smell; sensory perception of smell. Bases 4 to 1164 code for a protein of 386 amino acids. The transcript is spliced from 5 exons.